ACCAAUAAUAGUAGUAAUUAAUAAUGGAAAACUGGCAGAGAAUAUCCAAAGCAUUAAAUUAAGCAAAACUGCAAAAGAACUCUUAAGCCCUCCCUCCUAUAUAAAAUCAGUCUCAUCGUCCCUGCCAAAAAUCAUCACCUAAUGCUCUCCUUUUUAAGAACAAAUCUACCGUUAUCACUGUCACCGCUCUAUCAAAAAGCAUCAUUUUUUUCACUCAUGGAAUGUUCUGGAUCAAACAGAUUGAUGGCUUUAGCCCAUCAGCUUCGCUUCUACAAGCCACCCUCUGCAUCUCCAGAUGAAAUUGAAGAGCAAACUAUUGAAGUGGGUUUUCAAGAAUCUGUAACCCCAAUUCCUAAAGAUCCUCAAAGGUUUAGACCCAAAAGAGCUGCUGUCUUGGUCUGUAUCUUUGCUGGUGAUGAUGGUGAUUUUCGUGUCAUUUUGACUAAGAGGUCUUCUAGGUUAUCUACUCACUCAGGUGAAGUUUCAUUGCCUGGUGGGAAAGCAGAGGAGGGUGACAAGGAUGAUGGUGAGACAGCCACAAGAGAGGCAAAAGAGGAGAUUGGGUUGGAUCCUACACUUGUCCAUGUGGUUACCGUUCUUGAACCAUUUUUGUCUAAGCACCUCCUGAGAGUAAUUCCAGUUAUAGGCAUACUGCGUGACAAGAAAGCAUUCAAGGCCAUGCCAAAUCCUGCUGAAGUUGAAGCAGUGUUUGAUGCUCCGUUGGAAAUGUUCAUUAAGGAUGAAAAUCGAAGAGUAGAGGAGAGAGAAUGGAUGGGAGAGAAGUAUCUGGUCCAUUUCUUUGAUUAUGAAACGGAAAAGAAGAAAUACUUGAUAUGGGGUUUAACUGCUGGAAUUUUGAUUAGAGCUGCAUCAGUAGUCUUUCAGCGGCCACCAGCUUUUGUGGAGCAGAAUCCUAAGUUCAGAUUUCCGAAGGUAGUAAACAGUGAUACUGUGAUGCAUUGAAGAAUUAGGGGGAGAAUUAUAUUGGGGUGCACUCGAAAUAAACAACCUGGCGUAAUAAAAUCCACAACCUGGACCUGUUGAACUAGUGUGAUUAGUUUAAAAUAACCGUUCAUGGAUACUGAAACAGAAUGGUCAGACAGUUGGUACGUAGACAGAGUAUGUCCAAACUUGUGAGUACUGUAAGCUGAGGGAAAAAAUUAAUUUCAGAUACAGAGGGGUAACUCAAAUCUGGUGUCAUCAACUUCUUGAUGGGGUAUGUUGGUGAUGGAGCCGUCUGCUUCAACGGGUCAGGAUGCUUUCCCAUCUUUUAUCUAGAUUUAACUCUCAAUUGGUUUGCUGUUGAAAAGAAUUAAUCAGCAGCACUGAUAAGAACAGCUAUACUCGCAAGAAUUUUCCUUGUGAAGUAUGAGAAUGAAGACUACCUAAUGCCUUCUUUCAUCUCUAAGCUGCUCUUUUGCCAUGGAAUUAAAUAGUUUUUAUGCAUAUUGCAAGAAUCGGAAACUACUUACCUAUUCAAGUAAGAAUUGGUUUCUAAGGGAGCUAGUUCGGUAAAAUGUUUGAUGUCCCUUGUAAUUCCUCAUCAGGGAAAUUCAUCUUUAAUUUAGUGAUUAUUUAUUGUUGUAUUAGAUUUAUGAUUAUUUAUGCUAAUUGUAUAAAGAGAUGUUUCUAAUCCAUGAAUCACCACUUGUUAUACCAGUCUUGCUUAUAAUGGAAUAAUUAUAUAAAUAGUGUCGUAACUUUUCAA
This is a messenger RNA of Ricinus communis (castor bean), 1708 nucleotides long. Its product is annotated as nudix hydrolase 15, mitochondrial. Lineage: Eukaryota; Viridiplantae; Streptophyta; Magnoliopsida; Malpighiales; Euphorbiaceae. Gene Ontology annotation, biological process: coenzyme A catabolic process. The record is from RefSeq and is a predicted model, not a curated record. The transcript is spliced from 4 exons. The coding region runs from base 142 to 963 and encodes 273 amino acids. Gene Ontology annotation, molecular function: coenzyme A diphosphatase activity; acetyl-CoA hydrolase activity.